AUGUCUAGCUCGGCUACCUGUCUGUGCGGAGGCGUAGCACUGUCGGUUCAGCUGGAUCCUUCAACGGAUCAGACUCAACUCCAGCUUUGUCAUUGCCAGAACUGUCGAGCGGAUGAGCCUUCUACCCUCGAAGGACUUCGAGAGUACCGCGAGUCUCCUUACGUGAGCCGUUUUCUCUGUAAGACGUGCGGCUCCCACGUCCUGGCUCGAGUGAAGCCCAGCGGACAAUAUCUAGUGGCCUCGGGUGUAUUAGUAGCAGGAGACAUUCCAACAGUACAGUCAGUUCAGCACUGGCAGGUCAAGGGUACCGGCGAUGGCGGAUUGAGCACAUAUCUGCCCGGUUGGCCAACUUCGGAUGGUGGCUGCAGAUUGGAGGUUCUCUCGGGACGACAAGGAAAUACCACCGAGUCUCAUUCGCAAAGGCUCGUGCACGAUCCAUCGGAAUCGCGGACUCAGCUGCAGGCACGCUGCCAUUGUGGGGGGAUUGAAUUCUACAUCACCCCGCCAGACUCAUCGUCGACAAGGGCUUGGUCACCUUUCGCUGACUUGCUUGUCCCGUACCACACCGGAUCUGGAGAGAAUCCUGAUGAUGUCAAAUGGUGGUUGCGAAAUGGAAACACCAAAUAUCUUGCAGGUACCUGUGUCUGCGAAUCUUGCCGACUGGGGUGCGGCUUUCCUAUCCAGACCUGGGCAUUUGUACCAAAGGCCAACAUCUUCAACGCGGAUGGAUCUCCGCUAGCGUUCAAAGGUAAGACCAUGCGGCGAUACAAUAGCUCUACGGGCGUAUAUCGAGAGUUCUGUGAAGUUUGUGGAGCUAAUGCGUUUUGGCAUUGUGAUGAACGGCCAGAAUUGAUCGAUGUGAGUGUAGGAUUGGCCCAGGGGAAUGGUGCGCUUGCAAAGAACUUCCUUGACUGGGCUCCUGACCGUGUUAGUUUUGCGGAAAUGGCCACUCAAAAAGAUUUAGUAAAACUCAUGGAGGAUGGGUUACAAAAGCUGUCCGCCGAUUGA
This is a messenger RNA of Penicillium atrosanguineum, 1008 nucleotides long. RefSeq lists its product as uncharacterized. The record is from RefSeq and is a predicted model, not a curated record. The coding region runs from base 1 to 1008 and encodes 335 amino acids. The transcript has 2 exons. Lineage: Eukaryota; Fungi; Ascomycota; Eurotiomycetes; Eurotiales; Aspergillaceae. Gene Ontology annotation, molecular function: carbon-sulfur lyase activity.